UUCUAGACUCCACGCUGCCGUGAGUGCCGAAACAACCAGAGCGCGCGCUUUUUCUCUGUUUACUCUCCCAUUUUCUCCGGUUGGGUUCAGGAAAACCAUGGUGGGUGGCUGGCGACGGCGGAAAAUUGGGAAAAUUCACCCUCCCCCCAUCAAGCAAAUCGGAAAAGUGUAAACAAACACAUCGUAUCUCGGGCAGAGAGAGGAAUAAUCGAAAAAUCUCUCAAAAGAAGGAAUGACGUUUUGGUGCGGGUGGUGAUCUCAAGUGGACGUUUUGUGUUUCCUUCAGUGGUACAGUGAAGAUUGAAAAGGCGAGUCGUUGCCUAAAGCACCUCUCGGGCGUCAGCAGUUCAUAAUAUCUUUAGAUAUUAGUGCGUAGCCAUUUUCCUAGAAUUGCAAUCUGGCGUAAUUUGGUUUCGUUUUGGGUAAGCAAUAUUCAGUUUAACUUUGCCGAAACUAAAACGGAAACGUGGUGUUUGAAACUACUUCACGAUUCGAGUGAAUCGAUUUUUCACCCAUACUCUAGCAGCACCAUAUCCAAUUUAGGAUACGAAUAAGCAGGAACAGUUUCCACGCUCCCACCGUAAAACCAUAUCCAUAAUCAAUUUUCGCCUGUGGACAAAAGAAGGAUUGCAAGAAAACUUAAGUCAUAGACUAUUAGCGUCGCCAGAAGAAAAACUACAAAAGUUUCGCAAUAUUAACAAGCCAGCUGCUGCAUUCGGCAACUCAUAUUCGAAGGAAAACUCUCGCGUCAUUUAGGGUGGCGGGAGUUGAAAAGCGGCUCGCAACAAAAGGCUUCAAAAUAGGUCAGCUUAACAGCAUUCGCUUCAACGAAGACGGAACGGCCAGGAUGCACGAGGGCGAAAUAGUGAUAAAGAAGGUACAGGGGCACGUCCCGAAGUCGGGUGCCCCGAGAGAAAAGCCGGCAAAAGAUGCAACAAUCACGUAUCGGUUGACGCGGGAUGAUAUCUCUGGUGGGCCGGUCAAUCUGGACGAAAUCGAGCCGGGCCUGUGGUUGGGGAACGUGACGGCGGCUGCGGAUUUGCCCACGCUGGAGAAGCUGGCCAUUCGGACCGUGCUGACGAUCGAUUCGUGUCCACUGCCGGCCCAUGUGACCGAGAAUCCGAGCCUGCGGGUGAAGUACAUUCAAGCUUCUGAUGUGCCAAGGGAAGACCUAAUAAAGCAUUUUGAAGACACGAACAACUUCAUCCGAGAAAGCUUAGAAGAAGAGCGAAACGUACUGGUGCAUUGCUACUUCGGCGUUAGUCGCAGUGCCACAAUCGUGAUUGCAUACAUCAUGAACAAGUACAAGCUUAGCUACGACGCGGCCCUCCAGCGGGUCAAGUCCAAGCGUCGGUUCGUGAUGCCCAACCCUGGCUUCAUCAAUCAGCUGAAACUGUUCAGCAUCAUGAACUACCGGAUCGAUCCGCAGAACGAGAAAUACAAGCUAUUCCGGCUCAAACUGGCGGCGGACAACGUAAGAAAAGCCAAACGUCUCCCGGUGAACUGCAUGGACGUAGUGAAACCGGAUCCUGCCGUCACACAGGAAACGCCUGAGCCGAUAGUCUAUCGGUGCCGUAAAUGCCGCCGCGUGAUCGCCACCAAGAGCAAUCUCCUAACGCACAAACAGAAACCUCCGGGUCAGUCUCCUGCAAAGCUGCACAACUCGUUCGGCGACGUGGCCGGAUUGAACGAUGACGAAUCGGAUAACGAACAGCAAUCGCCACAGGAAGAUGGAAGUGCCCCUACCGGGUCAGAAGACGCAACAGCGGUGCCUGCGGCCGAUACUACGGAAGCAAAAAUCUCCAGCAAAGAGGGUCCAUCGAUGUGCUACGUAACGGAGCAGAUGCGACGCAGCUCGAUCACCAGCGACCUCAGCCAGCGAUCGUCGGAGAAGGAUGGUGUUUGCAGCAAGAUCUACUUCACUGAACCGCUCGCCUGGAUGACCGACAUCUUCCACAAUACUCAGGGCCGGCUGUACUGCCCCAAGUGCACGGUAAAGCUGGGCAGCUUCAACUGGGUGAUGGCAACCAAGUGUCCCUGCGGGGCGGAGAUCUAUCCGGCGUUCUACCUGGUGCCAUCCAAGACGGAAUACUCUACCGUGGUCCAGAACGUGCAGGUGACAGUGUAAUUCUGGUGGUUUGCUAUUAGGAAAAAAGUAGGUUUUUGAGCGCCCGGGAAAGAUGGUGCGUGAUUGUGAAUUUAUUUUGUCUAGUCAAAUGAAAAACAGCGGUCUGGGAAGCUAAGCGGAAAUGUUAGGCUGCUGAUAGGCGGGAUCAAACAGCAGGCAAACAAAAUCAAAUUGAAUUUCUUCCUGUCUUGUACACACAACUAGUAGCUUGGUCACAUUGACUGGAGAACAAAUUUUUCUUGAGAUAGUGUGACGACAGCAUGCUUCUCUAUCAAGUAGGCAACAGUGCAUUUAUGUAUUACGAUAGUCACAUAUACAAUAAUAGACGCUCAUACAGAUAUAGGAAAACAUAUUUGAACUUACCUUGGGAGAAAUAGUUAAACGGAAUUGUGUUUAAAUGCAGAUUACAGCGCUUA
Molecule: messenger RNA, 2544 nt
Organism: Aedes aegypti (yellow fever mosquito)
Lineage: Eukaryota; Metazoa; Arthropoda; Insecta; Diptera; Culicidae
Gene: MKP-4
Product: dual specificity protein phosphatase MPK-4
Exons: 5
Coding region: 848-2128 (426 amino acids)
Biological process (GO): protein dephosphorylation
Cellular component (GO): nucleus
Molecular function (GO): protein tyrosine/serine/threonine phosphatase activity
Source: RefSeq, a predicted model, not a curated record